CAGAAGUCCAGAGGGAUCAGGUCUAAAUACACUGUUGCUCUCAUCCAGUUUUCCCUCUCUUUGGACCUCGGAUACAUGUGCUUGCCGUGAUGUUGGGAGCCAGGCUGUCCGUGCUUACUGCCUGCCUCGGUUGCCUGCUCUGGGCCUGUGGAUAUGGACAGGACACACAGCUUUUCUGUGAUGACAAACUGGUCGAGGAAGCAGUGGAUUCAGCCUUGGUAAAAUUCAAUGGGAUGCUAACCUCGGGAUAUCAGCUCUCUCUUUAUCAAAUUCUUGAAGCCAAGAAGGUUGAGAAUGAGACAGGCACAGAUCUGGCACUGCGUUUCACCAGCAGGCUAUCAGAUUGUCCAGUAGGGGGAGACAAAGCAUGGAGAGACUGUGAAUAUAUUCCAUUUGGUGAUGAGAGCCCCAGAACUUGUAAAGCGAAUGUAUUUGUGACAAAGGGAAGUUCAGAUGUCCAUUUAGUUGACUGUGCUUUUGAGCCUACAGUUACUUUUGUGCGAGGCCCUUGCCUUGGUUGUCCAGUCUCAAUUGAUCUGGAGAGUGAGGACUUGAAAGAGCCAUUGAGGUUCUCUAUUGGACAAGCAAAUAAUGCACAUAAUGAAGUCAAUCUCUUAAUACUCAAAGAUCUUGUCUCUGCCUCAAGACAGGUGGUAGCUGGAUUCAGGUACCAAUUGAGAUUUAAUAUGCAGAGUAGUAACUGCACCAAAGACGAGUUUAAGGAGGUGACAGAAGAAUGCCAUCCACAUGAAAAACCGACAUUUGUGAGAUGUAAUUCCACUGUUGACGUGGCUCCAUGGCGUCAUGAAGUGCCAGAUGGAAAUGUCCACUGUGAACUUGGUCAAUUUAUGGUUACCACGAGGAGAAGACCUCCAGGAUGGACUCCACUGAGGACCUUUGAGGACCCUUCCCAGAUUAAUGAGCCUCUCCAGACAACUGGGUCUCCCAAGAAGGAGUCUUCAGAGGAGGAACAGGACAUGGCAUCAUCAGCCAGCCCGACAUCAAAUCCGGAGAUCACUGCAACUCCAAUCACCACGACUCCUAUGCCUCAAUCCUCCAGCACCCAGAAACCUUUCAAUUGUCCCUCAAAACCCUGGAAGCAGUUUCUUCCACAGACAAUUAGGCCUACCUCAAAACCAGAGUCAACUGGGCUAUUCACUGAUGCAGAUUUGUCAGGCUUGUAAGAGGUUGUUGGUGGUAACAAGCAAAAAUGUAACUUGUGUGCUCUUAUUUGAGAAAUGCUAAAUAAAGUAUUGAUUUAUUUCACAACAUAA
Molecule: messenger RNA, 1274 nt
Organism: Sardina pilchardus (European sardine)
Lineage: Eukaryota; Metazoa; Chordata; Actinopteri; Clupeiformes; Clupeidae
Gene: kng1
Product: kininogen 1
Exons: 7
Coding region: 90-1184 (364 amino acids)
Biological process (GO): positive regulation of cytosolic calcium ion concentration; negative regulation of endopeptidase activity; negative regulation of blood coagulation
Cellular component (GO): blood microparticle; extracellular region
Molecular function (GO): cysteine-type endopeptidase inhibitor activity
Source: RefSeq, a predicted model, not a curated record